AUGGUGGGGGUCCUGGCCAUGGCGGCGGCUGCAGCUCCCGCUUCCGUGAAGGACUUCGAGAUUGAGCCAUGCAAGAAGCGGAGAAAAGAUGAUGACACCUCUUCCUGUGAAACAAUUACCAAAUAUUUAUCACCAACACGGAAGACUGGAGACAAGGUUUUCUCCCCACCAAAGCCUAGUAAUAUUCUACAUUAUUUUAGAAAAACUUCACCCACAAACGAGAAGCUACAAUCAACAAAGAAGUGCAAGAUAAAGCCAUCUCCGCCAUUGCUUGUUGGCAAGAACAAAGACUGUAAGACAACUUUGGAAGUGUUCUCAAAUACAGAAUUUAAGAAGAAAAGAAAGAGAAUUAGUUUAUCCCAUCAACUGAAUGAUAUUAAAAUUGAGUAUGAGGCUCCGGUUGAAGUCAGUACCGAAGAGAAUAAGGAGGGCUGUGGUCUAAGUGAUUUUGUGGAGACCAGUACUUCUGUUUUCCUUUACAAGAAACAUGUGGAGGUUCUUGCAGAAAGCUUUCAAGACGGCAGAAGCCGGUCGAAUACUAUGACCUCUAAAAAACAUUCCAAGAAAGUAAAUCAUAAACAAGGCACCACGAAAAAUGAUGGCAAAAUGUCGAGAAAAAGGAGACGUAAUGAGAUAAUAGAUCUGUCUGAAAGUUUACCCUUGGCGGAUGAAAUGAGUCUGCUUAGGAAAGAUGGUAAAGACAGAAAACAGACUGAGCCUUCCCUGACCGAUGGAAACAAGAGGACUGCAAAUCAUGUAGACUCCUGGGCUCAUGCAACCAAAAUAGCUGAUUUAAAUGAGAAUACAAUAACUGUUUCCUAUGAGGAAUUUUUAAAAAGUCACAAGGCAGCUAAAGUAGAAGAGGUGCCUGACCCUGCAGUGUCCUCUGUUCCUUCCGGGCCUAGUGAAACAGUCAGAAGUGGUUCUGAUGGGGAAUCAGAAGCCUGUGAACCGUCUCCACAGGUUCAGCUUAAGACAGUUACUGUUCUUGCUCAAGUUCACUCCACUCCGCCCAAAAAGAAAGGGAAAAUACCCCCAAUUUUCUUGAAACAGAAACAUCUUGAGCUGGAGAAUAGUCUCUCUGAUCCAGAAAAUGAGCACACAGUUCAGAAAAGGAAAUCGAAUGUGGUGAUCCAGGAGGGCCAGUUAGAGCUGGCUGUGUUGGAAGCUGGAAGCUCGGAGGCUUCAGUCCUCAAGUGCAGCAUGGAGGAGAGACAGCAGUUCAUGAGAGCAUUCAGGCAGCCAACAUCAGAAACACUCAAAAAUGGGCUCAAGAAACCUUUGGAGAAGCAGAAAGACCCAAGUGAAAAAUCUAUAAACGAAGGAGAUAACAGUUCUGACAAUAUCAUAGAAAAUCCUAAUAUCCAAACAGUUUCAAAUCAAGGCAGUUUACAGGCACAAGCUGAAAAAGCAAGUUUUCCUAAGGAGAAAAGUAAAAAGCCAAAUAAAAAGGGUAAGAAAACUUUAGGUACUAUGACCACAACAGGUGGAAACAGAGAAGAAAACAUGCAGAAGGAAAAAACAGCCUUUUCCUUAAAAGAUAAACAGAAGAAAAAUAGCCUUCGAAAGAGUGUAAGACAGAAGUCAGAAGUUUUCAAAAGCAAUGCGUUACUUAACAGUGAAAGUCUUGUUUGUGAGGAUAUGGCACAUGACUCUGUAAAAAUGUCUCUGUGUGACAGAAAUAAAUCAAGAAGAGGUAGCACACCAACCAGGGAUGUUCUUGCUCUUCCCAAAGCUGAGCCUGGAAGCAGGCUGGCAAACGUCUCCACACCCAAACCAACCAGGAGAUCUCUUAGAGGCAGCAGCACACCUGCCACAGUCACCCCUAGAGGCUCUCAUCCUGAGGAGGCUCAGGACACUACUCCAGUGAAGGCUUCCACUCCAAAAGCAGCCAGCACAUCAGAAAAGCACAGCCUAUAUACAGCAGAGUUAAUUACAAUACCCUCUGAUUCGGAGAGCCCCAUUAGAAUGAAAUUCACUAGAAUUAAUACUCCCCAAAAAUCUAAGAAAAAAUCCAAGAAAAGAUCUAAGAAAUCUGAAACAACUGAAGGAGAACUCACUGCUCAGAAGAGAAAGGCAAACAAUACUUCAAAAAAUAUAUCAAAAGCCAAACAACUGAUUGAGAAAGCAAAAACUUUCAGAGUCAUUGAAUCAAAGGCUGAAGAAACAGUGGUACCCUUGAGGCGGUCCUCUAGGCACCAAACACUUCCCAAAAGGGAGCCCUCACCAGAGACAGAUGACUCUGUGAUACUAAUAGAUUCAAGUCCAACCUCGAUAAAACAACCAGAGAAAAAUCAGAAGAAACUUCAGAAUUUGAAUGAUGUACUAGGAAAAAAACUUAACAAGCCUUCUAAAAAUGUUCCUGGAAAAAUGAAAAUUGCUCCUUUAUUUCUUGCCAAAAAGAGUAAAAGAACAGCUGUUCCUGUCUUUGAUUUGGAUGAAACCAGUCAAGAUUCAUCAGAACACACUCAGGAUUGUGAUGUACAAUUCAAAGCAAAGCGUGAUUUUCUAAUGAGUGGUUUGCCAGAUUUACUGAAACGACAGAUUGCAAAGAAAGCUGCGGUGUUAGAUGUGUACAAUGCAGCGAGCACCAGUUUCCAGAGGGUUGUUCACGUGCAGCAGAAGGAGGAUGAAUAUUGGUUAUGGAAUUUGAAGCCACCUUCUUGUCCUCUGUUAACUGAAUAUAAGGAAAAAAAUACUAAAGUAACAGAUCUCUCAAAAUGUGUUGUUGCUCUUGGUGAAUUUUCAACCUUGUAUUCAAAUCCAAAUGCUGUUGUGUUGAUGAGAACAAGGAAGGAUUUUACUAAAGAAGUAAGAAAUCUUUUGCUGGAGGAAAUAAAGUGGUCAAAUCCUGAAUUUUCUUUGGAAAAAUAUUUACCCUUGCUUCUGAAAAAACGAACUGAGCACCAGGUACUUUCUGAGGGUCAAGGUAAACAAGCCAGUCCACAACAGCAACCUAAUGUCACUCAAAGAGAAACCAAAAGGAAACGCGUGGAUACAGGAAAUCAAAAGUCAAAAAGAAAGAGGCCAAAUGAAUAUUCAGUGAGCCCAGAAAAGAUAAAGGGGACGUCAGAUGAAAUUGAAAAAAGAAUCAGUUCUUCUGGAAUAAAUCUAGAUUCUUCCAAAGAUUCUGGAACUGAAGACAUGCUUUGGACAGAAAAGUACCAGCCUCAAAAUUCAAAUGAACUCAUAGGCAAUGAGUUAGCUAUCAAAAAGUUACAUAGUUGGUUGAAGGACUGGAAAAGAAGAGCUGAACUGGAAGAAAGACAGAAUUUGAAGGGAAAACGAGAUGAAAAUCAGGAAGAUUUGUCGGAUAGCAUGGACUUUAAAGGCAGUUCAGAUGAUGAAGAGUAUCGCCUUUGCAACACUGUUCUUAUAACUGGGCCAACAGGAGUGGGGAAAACCGCUGCCGUGUAUGCUUGUGCUCAGGAGCUUGGAUUUAAGAUAUUUGAAGUGAAUGCCUCUUCCCAGCGAAGUGGUAGGCAAAUCUUGUCUCAGCUGAAGGAAGCUACCCAGUCCCAUCAAGUAGAUAAACAAGGUGUAAACUCACAAAAACCCUGUUUCUUUAAUAACUACAGCAUUGGCAAGUCACCAAAAAAGUUAAACUCCCCUGGGAAAGUUGUUACAUCACCAAGGAAGCUUCCUCCAUCAUCACCAAAAAGAAGUGGACAGAAGCGAGCACUUCCUCCUAAAACUUUGGCAAAUUACUUUAAAGUGUCCUCCAAAUCUAAAAAUAAUGAAGAAGGCGGAGGACUGACGGGAAAUAGUAAAGGAAUCAAAAAUUCUUCUUUGGAACAAAGGCAAUUUAUUCAGACUAAAUCAACAAAUGCAAAUAAUUCAAAUAUUAAAGAUUUUGGAGCUGAAGAACCCAACAGAAAGAACACAACAUCUCUCAUUCUCUUUGAGGAGGUUGAUGUCAUUUUUGAAGAAGAUGUUGGGUUUUUGAAUGCAGUCAAAACAUUCAUGGCUACAACCAAACGACCCGUAAUUCUUACUACAAGUGAUCCCACAUUUAGUUUAGUGUUCGAUGGCUGCUUUGAGGAAAUCAAUUUCAAUAUUCCUUCCCUGCGAAACACUGCCAGCUACUUACAAAUGAUUUGUUUAGUUGAGAAUUUCAGAACCGACUUAAAAGACUUUGUAACCUUGUUGACUGCAAAUGCUUGUGACAUCAGAAAGAGUAUCCUUUACUUACAGUUUUGGAUUAGAAGUGGAGGUGGGAGUUUAGAAGAAAGGCCAUUGUUACAUUGCGGAGAAAAUAGCAGAAAUGUACUGGUUUGCUCCGCAGAUGGUUCUAAUGCAAAAAUUAACUCUAAACAAAACAAAAGGAACCGUGUAACCCUCCCUGGAUGUGACACUGGCUGUGCAGAGGCUUUGUUUGGACUCAGGAACAUUGCCUCUCCAGGUCAAGGCUUAUUUUCACUGUUAAAGCACAAGAACACAGAAAAGGAGGAAUGGCAUAAAUUCAUCCAGCUUCUCACAGAAUUCCACAUGCAAGACAUAGAUCUGUUAUACAGCAAUCUAGAGUUCAUCCUGCCAUUGCCAGUUAAUGUCCUUCCACAAGCGAGAGAUGCUUGUGGCUUCCCGGUGGCUGUGGAGGCCAGUGCACCAGGAAGCAUGAAGUACCUUACCAGGAAGCAGUCAGAAGAGCAGACAUUGACAAAAUCACAGAAAAAGAAACAGAAAAAGAUGGUGACCCUAGAUGACAGUGAUUUGUUUGACACUGGAGUGGACUUUUCUGAUGAACUGACUAGCUUAUCUUCCUCAACUGUAGAAGAUGACGUCACAAGCAGAGACAGAGAAGACAACCCAGAGACGAAGACACAGAACAAUGGUUUCGGGUCUGACUCUGUUCCUGGACCUCCCAAGACACCAGCGGAGAAGAUGAGUUCUGUGCUCAUUUCCCAAUGUUUAAAUUCUCUCACUGAGUUCAUGGAGAACAUGUCCUUCUUAGAUGCCCAUUUAACAAAUUCAGGGGAACAGAAUGAAUUGGGUAAAAAUGCCUUUCACUGGACAAGUGGAAAGGUUAAAAGCGGACUUUGUGAUGAAUUUAGUCUUGAAAGUAGAGAAGGGAGGGCUCCUCAGAACUCUGAAGAAUUAAAAGCAACUGCAGAAGCUCUCAGUUUUACUAAAUGUUCUUCUACCAUUUCAAAAGCACUGGAGUCCUUGAAUUCAUGCAAGGAAUUAGGAAGAGACCCAACCAAUGAGCUCACUCUCUGUGUUUCACAAAAGUGCCACGAUGUAUGCUUCUACCAAUCGGCAGCUAAUCUAGACAGUGCUGACAGGAGGAUGGCAGUCAUUAAAAGCGUGUUUUCCAGUCGUUCUCUUCUAAACCUGGGUAAUAAGCCGGCUGGCAUAAUUGACUACCUACCAACUCUCCGGAACAUUUGUCGGACAGAGAAGCUAAAACAACAAGGGAAAAACAGAAGAAGGUUUCUGCACUAUUUUGAAGGAAUUCAUUUGGAUAUUCCUGAAGAGACUCUAACUACUUUGGCAGCUGACUUCCCUUGACACUUCCCCCUCAUCAGUGUCUUGUACAGAUUAUGUAGUCCUUAUGACAUAUUUUAGAUUAUGUUGACUCUAAAGAAGAGCUUAUUUCUCUUAAUGUAAAUUAUAAAAGACUUUGUAUUUUUGUGGUUCAGUUAUUUAAAAUGAAAAAUUUUAGUUACAAACUGUAUAUAUGAUUGUGGCAUAUUUUUUAUGAAUGUUUUGGAUUCUGUUUUUGCUUUGUUGGUAUGCUUUCCAUAUGUGUGAAUUGUUUGUAGAAGGUAAUGUUCACUGAGAGAUUUUUGAAGCUGUCUCAGCGCUGAGCUCACCCGUCACUUCCCUUUCCUUGUAUUCUUCCUCUACUAUCUAGCAUCAGAGCUGUGCCACCAUAGGAAGCACCUAGCUGCCAGUCACGUAAAACAGAUUCAUACGGAAUAUUUUUCAAAUGUCCUAGGAAGGAAAUUGUGCAUCAGUUUUGGAAAGCAUCGCACUUCCUCUUGCCUUUAUUUCUUGUACCUUCCUCCAGCAUAUUUUACUAUUUAAUCAUUGAGUCAUUGGUGUGGCAAUGACUGAAUUCCAGUUUUCAUAAAGUUUAUCACCUGGGUAGUUAAAGUCUCUUGCAUUUUGCCAGCUCAAACCAUUUGUACAUUUUCUGGUCCUUUUAUGUUAUGUUUUAUUUCAUAAAUGUAAUGACAUUAGUUAAUCUGUUUCAGACAAGUUGUUGAUGGUUGGUGUAAUCAUGAAGGAUCCUACCACUGGGUUUUUAACUUCACAGCUGUUUCCAUUUAAAUAGGAUUUGGGGGUUUUGUGGUCCUGAGACUUGAACUUGGAGUCUUUUGUGUUGUAGGCAAGGGUCCUAUGUCUUAGUACAUACACACUCGUAAUUAUUUGCAGUACUACAAAUCAAACCCAAGCCUUGUGCAUUCUAGGGUCUCGAUUAACCACUGCACUAGAACCCCACCUUGUUUUUGAGACAGGGUCUGGUUAUAUUGCUUAGGCUGCCCCUAAACUCCUUCCAGACGUACAUGAUCCUCCUGUCUCGGCUUCUCAAGUACCUGGGAUCACAGGCAUAUCUGCUACACGAAGUGUGGGCUUGUUCUGCUGUUCUUCUUUAAGGAUCUAUUUUUUACUCUAGUAGCAAAAUUUUAAAAUGUUACAUUUGCCAGGCACAGUAUCACACGCCUUUAAUCCCAGCACUCGGGAGGCAGAGGCAGGCCGAUCUCCGACUUGAAGCCAUCCUGGUCUCCAAAGUGAGUCCAGGACAGCCAGGGCUGCACAGAGAAACUGUCUUGGGGGGGAAAAAAGCCACAUUUUAGUUAAUGUUAUUUUACAGUCAAAUAAUUAGGUAUGUUUAAAAUUCUUUCAAUUGCAAAUAUUUGUAUAAAUAAUGUAAUAUUCAGGCACAUUUUUUAAUGAAUUGUAUUUUUAACUCAAAAAUUAA
Messenger RNA from Psammomys obesus (fat sand rat), 6925 nucleotides. It is a transcript of the gene Atad5, whose product is annotated as ATPase family AAA domain containing 5. The record is from RefSeq and is a predicted model, not a curated record. Bases 1 to 5508 code for a protein of 1835 amino acids. Gene Ontology annotation, molecular function: ATP hydrolysis activity; DNA binding; DNA clamp unloader activity. Gene Ontology annotation, cellular component: nucleus. NCBI's taxonomy places the organism in Eukaryota, Metazoa, Chordata, Mammalia, Rodentia, Muridae. The transcript has 23 exons.